ACCAGCGGGCGGGCGGCGGCGGAGCAGCAGGGCAGGCCAGCAUGUGCGACCUGGUGGCCCGCACGGGCCGGCACCAGCAGCGCUACGAGGACGGCCGGAGGCUCGUGGCCGGGUGCAUACCAUUUAGGUACAGAGCAAAUAAUGAUGAAACUUCUGGUGAUGAACAGGACAAAGUUGUUGAAGUUCUCAUGAUAAACUCCCAAAGCGGACCAGGGCUAUUGUUCCCAAAGGGAGGAUGGGAGAACGAUGAAACUGUUGAACAGGCAGCUGCUCGAGAAGCUAUAGAGGAAGCUGGAGUUCGCGGAGACAUAGUGCAAUUUUUAGGUUUCUACGAUUUCAAGAGCAAGACUCAUCAGGAUGCAUGCUGCCCCGAGGGUAUGUGUAGAGCGGCAGUGUUUGCGCUGCAUGUGAAGGAAGAGCUGACCUCGUGGCCUGAGCAGAGCACCCGCCGGAGGACCUGGCUGACACUCCCAGAAGCCACAUCGCAAUGUCGGUAUCAGUGGAUGCAAGAAGCCUUGGUCACCGGAUUCUCCGACUGGCAUGACAAGUGGAGCAAAGGUGGUGGCGGCGGCGGUGGUGGCCCGGUCUAAAUGAACGAAGGCGUCAUCGUCGUCGUCUGUCACUUUUGUUGGCCUUGUCCUCUAUCUCCCCCCUAGGCUACAACCUUUGCAUGCAGACUGCAAUAAUACAGUGUCGUGCUUUUUUCCUUGACGAUGAUGCCUAGUAGGUCAUUCACCCUAAGGUCCUGUGAAAUUGAUAUCUUAGCUUAGUAUAUCUCAUCGAAGACGAGAAUUACCACAAAUUUUAAGUGUCUGAUUCUCGGGUCUAUUAUUUUCUCAAAACUUUCAGCUUGAUUUCUUCCUCCAGAUUCUGGAGAUGCAUGCAUACACUAUGUAUGAACUACACCUGAAUGAAUAUGAAAAGUGUACUUGUUA
Molecule: messenger RNA, 935 nt
Organism: Lolium rigidum
Lineage: Eukaryota; Viridiplantae; Streptophyta; Magnoliopsida; Poales; Poaceae
Product: nudix hydrolase 16, mitochondrial-like
Exons: 4
Coding region: 42-590 (182 amino acids)
Cellular component (GO): cytoplasm; nucleus
Molecular function (GO): pyrophosphatase activity
Source: RefSeq, a predicted model, not a curated record